AUGAAGACUGUUGUUAGCGAUUUAGCGCAAACGCGAUGUAUUGAGGCUGUAUUCACGGGAGGCGAUGUGGCAUGGACUCAGGAUGGCCAGCGGUUGUUCGCGACAUGCACCGACACCGUCAAGGAGAUCAACCUGCAGAAUAAUUUGGAGACGCGGGAGAUCGGCGGCUCUGACGAAAGGGGACGUGUCACAGCACUGACUAUCGACGAGGAGCGUAGGCGGCUUUUUGUUGCUUAUAACAGCGGCUUGAUCUGCGAGUAUUCGAUGGACGGCGACACAUUUGGCACGACGCUCCGCACCUGGAAGCCGAUGCACACCGCACCGAUCCUGAUUAUGAAAUUUAAUGCCGACUUUUCUCUGUUUGCCACUGCUUCCAGUGAUAAUAAUAUCAAGAUUUGGGACGUGCGAAAACAAAUCUGCUUGUAUCACUUCACCGGCUCAUCGGUCGUCACCUACGUAGCAUUUGUGCAAAAUGGAAAAUUGCUUGCUGGGUAUAUGGAUGGUGUUACGAUUCUCUACAGCUUGAACCCGGGCGUGACAAAUCGGGCCCUGACGCAGUGGCAGAAUCACCAGGGCCAAAUCUCCUACAUCGGCGAGAUCAAGGACAGUCGUGAAGCCCUUAUCGUGUCUCGCGAUCAAAUCUGCAGCAUUGUGGAUGUCGAGUCGACCAAGAAGAUAAAGGCGCUUCCACUUUUUGAGGCAAUCGAGGAUGGUUGUCUGCUUGGGGACCGAUUGUUCACAGUUGGUGAAAAAGGAGAGAUUGUGGAAUGGGAAUGCGCGACGGCGAGACGAAUCAGAUCUAAGAAACUUGCUGGCCACGGCCUGAACAGCAUUUCGUACAACGCCGCUACUCAAAAAUUCUUGGUAAUUUCGGCGGAAGAGAUCAUCUAUGUGCUGAACCAAGAAUUUGACGUCGAACGUCAACUGGUCGGCUUCCACGACGAGAUCUUCUCCACUGCCAUCCUCGAUAGAAGCGAGAACUUUCCCGGUUACCUUGUUGCAGCUGCCAAUACAAGCCAGAUCCGCCUCUACAAUAUGGAGAGCUGGGAUUGCAAACUGGCGGAUGGUCACAGCGACUCCGUUCUCUGUGUUCGGACUCCGAUCUGGGAUCACUCCCUUCUCGCAUCAAGCUCAAAAGACAACUCCAUACUUUUGUGGAAGCUCGUCGCCGGCCGCCAAGAAUUGGAACAGAUUGCGCUGGGUGAUGGCCACCUGAAUUCUGUUGUCUCGGUUGCCUUUUCUCAUUCUGGGAAACAACCUUUCAUUUUGUCCGUCUCUUACGACACUACCCUCAAGCUGUGGGACCUCAGACCGGUAAUCAAGAAGGGCCAGAAGAAGCCGGAGGAAUUGCCUAAACUUGCCUCUUCGUCAACGAUUGUAGCCCAUCAGAAGAACGUGACCUGCGUCGAUUGUGCUCCGAAUGAUUCGCUUUGCCUGACCGCCUCGAUGGACAAGACGGCCAAAAUUUGGAAGAUCGACACUGGGAAGAUGCAGCUCGGAAUCGCGGGCACCCUGUCGGGGCAUAAGCGCGGUGUCUGGGAUGCAAAGUUUUCGCCCAAUGCGCAGAAAGUGGUGACAUGUUCUGGUGACCAAACGCUGAAGAUCUUCAACGUCUCCGAUUGCACUUGCUUGCAUACUCUCAGCGGUCAUACAUUCGCAGUUUUGAAGGCUGAAUGGAUCAACAACGCCUCGCAGAUCAUCUCCGCAGACAGUGGCGGCGUCCUAAAGCUGUGGAAACUUGAGAAUAACGGUGCAAGCGUGGAGGCCAGCAUCGAGGCCCACGAUGAUAAAAUCUGGACGAUGACGCCUACUAACGACGAAUCGGGCUACAUCACGGCCGGCAGUGACGGAAAGAUUAUUUUGUGGAAGGACGUCAGCGAGGAGAAGCGGGAAAAGCAGGAACAAGUCCGUCGCGAGAAUGCCGAACAAGAACAGACGCUUUCCAACCUCAUUUCCCAAGAGAGAUUCGACGAUGCGCUACAAUAUGCCUUGGGAUUGAAUCGCCCAUAUUGCGCGCUGAAGGUGGUCAACAAGCUAGUGGAACGAGAAGCCCUCGUGCCCGCUAUCAGCCGCCUGGAAUCAGACCAAUUAGCGGUGCUUCUCGGCUUUGUCACGCAAUGGAAUACGAACAGCCGUACGGCGACGAUAAGUCAACAAGUCCUGCAAGCUAUCCUUUUGACGAAUCAUCCCGACCAGUUACUCAAAUUGCCGAACAUUGCCCAGACGAUCCAAGCGCUGCUACCGUACACGAAGCGACAUGUCUACCGCUUGUACAAGGCUCAACAGGACGUGUCGCUGUUGGAUUACACAAUGUCUCAAAUGCGAAUCAAU
Molecule: messenger RNA, 2331 nt
Organism: Mesorhabditis spiculigera
Lineage: Eukaryota; Metazoa; Nematoda; Chromadorea; Rhabditida; Rhabditidae
Source: the annotation of a GenBank genome assembly